Molecule: messenger RNA, 2324 nt
Organism: Raphanus sativus (radish)
Lineage: Eukaryota; Viridiplantae; Streptophyta; Magnoliopsida; Brassicales; Brassicaceae
Product: C2 domain-containing protein At1g53590
Molecular function (GO): lipid binding
Source: RefSeq, a predicted model, not a curated record
UGUCUUCACUUGUGUGUGUUUCGUGAAGCAGAUGGAGUGUUGUGUAUUCCAUCAUGUGGCCAUAGUGUUGACGUUCCUUUGGAUUCUUUCUUACUUAAAUCGAUCACAUUCCCUUUUCUAUCUCCUCUCUCUCCUAUAUCUCUACUUGGUUCAUGAACGUGAUGUGAAGAGACUGAGGAGGAAGUUUCAGUUUGAAGAGACGAAGCAAGCUAACCAGAGAAGGAUCUUAACAGACUCUGAAUCAGUCCGGUGGCUGAAUCACGCUGCGGAGAUGAUAUGGCCAAUUUGUAUGGAACAUAUUGCGUCUCAGAAGAUUCUGCGUCCCAUCAUACCUUGGUUCUUGGACAAAUAUAAACCUUGGACCGCGAAAGAAGCUUUGAUACAACAUCUCUAUUUAGGAAGAAACCCACCUUUGCUGACUUAUAUAAGGGUGCUUCGGCAAUCUACUGGUGAUGAUCACUUGGUACUGGAACUUGGAAUGAACUUCCUCGCAGCAGAAGAUAUGAGCGCAAUACUGGCAGUGAAGCUAAGAAGAAGACUUGGUUUUGGAGUGUGGACAAAGUUACAUCUAACAGGAAUGCAUGUUGAAGGAAAGGUGUUGAUUGGAGUGAAGUUCCUUCGUCGAUGUCCGUUCCUGGGGCGUUUGCACGUGUGUUUUGCUGAGCCACCUUAUUUCCAAAUGAAUGCAAAACCAAUCUUCACUCAUGGACUUGAUGUUACUGUCCUUCCGGGAAUUGCAGGAUGGCUAGACAAUCUCCUGUCUAUUGCAUUUGAGCAGACUCUUGUUGAGCCAAAUAUGCUUGUAGCUGAUAUGGAAAAAUUAGUUAGCCCAAGAUCAGGAGAAAACUGGUUAUUUGUUGAUGAGAAAGAACCAGUUGCCCACGCUCUUGUUGAAGUUGUUGAAGCAUCUGACGUUAAACCAUCAUAUCUAAAUGGUUUGUCUGAUCCUUAUGUGAAAGGGCAGCUUGGCGCUUACAGGUUCAACACCAAGAUACUAAAGAAAACGUUGGCUCCCAAAUGGCAAGAAGAGUUUAAGAUACCAAUCUUGACAUGGGACUCUCCAAAUAUACUCAACAUUGAAGUACGAGACAAAGACAGGUUCAGCGAUGACAGACUUGGUGAUUGUUCAGUACACAUUGCAGAGUUUAGAGGUGGGCAAAGAAAUGAUAUGUGGUUGCCUCUACAGAACAUCAAAAUGGGGAGGCUGCACCUUGCUAUUACCGUAACUGAGGAUGAACCAAAGUGGAGUGAUGACCCGUUUGAAGGAGUAACAGUAGGUGAAGAAGAUAUGUGGGCUUCUUUUGCUUUAGAAGAUGCAAACAAAGGUUCCUUCUCUUCAGUGACAGCUGAUAAGUCUGCAAGGGUUCUUGAUAAUUUGGAACCAAUUAACAUUGAAGGACAAGAAGAGACUGGGAUAUGGAUACAUCAACCAGGAACUGAAGUCUCGCAGAUUUGGGAGCCAAGAAAAGGCAAGAGUCGAUGCCUUGAUAGCCAAGUACGUGGAGUUCCUCAUGAUACUUCUGGUGGAAGUAAUGAAAGCAGCAGCCCUGAUGAAACUCAGGAAGGUAAGAACACAAUGAGGACUGUUGGUCGAGGAUUGAAGAAAGUUGGUUUAGUGUUACGUAGGAAUGGGAAAAGAGAAGAAUCAUGGAACAAGGAGGAGGAUGUUAGUUCUCCUCGGAUUAACUUGAAGGUGUUGAAUCGAAAACAUGUUGGGGUUAAGUACAUCAUUGAAGACCGUUUAUCAGGGCCUCUCUCAGGUAGAAGUCCAAAAGGUGAGGGAGUUGGUUCUGAAGACAGUCUGAAUAAGGGACACAUGAAAAAUGUUGCAAAGAGCAUUCUGAAACACGCUGAAAAGUCUGCAAGACGCAUAAAACAUGUGUUUUCGCCUAGAGGGUCAAGGAAAUCAAGAGAUAAUGAGUGUUUAACCGUGUCAGAGAAAGAUGUUGUUCCUGAAUCUGAGUCUGUGUCUGAUACAGGAUGUCAAUGUGUAUAUUCUGAUUCUGAUGAUGAACCUGCAGUUAGAACUGUGCAGAACCUAGGAACGCCAAAAACAGCACAACAUGAAAGUAAAACUGUCGGAUCAGGCAAAGAUGAUCAUGUAAAUACAUCAUUAAACUCCAAAUACGAUUCUUAAGGUGUUGCAGACGUUCCAAAAAUAAAGAAGCAAAGGUACAAAAAGUAAAUAGAGCCAAACUUGGAAACAACAUAUAUGGAUGCCAAGAACUCCUCUGAUAGAGCUGAGAAAGUCGCCACACCAAAUGGAAGAAUAGAAAAUGGAUCAUCAUAGGUAAUCAAAGGCUUGAGGAUGGGAAUUUGAGUAU